UCGCCCUCCCUUGGAUGCCGCCGAGAUGGGCAAGGUGCUGUCCAAGAUCUUCGGGAACAAGGAGAUGCGGAUCCUGAUGCUGGGGCUGGACGCGGCCGGCAAGACCACGAUCCUGUACAAGCUGAAGCUGGGCCAGUCGGUGACCACCAUCCCCACCGUGGGCUUCAACGUGGAGACCGUCACCUACAAGAACGUCAAGUUCAACGUGUGGGACGUGGGCGGCCAGGACAAGAUCCGGCCCCUGUGGCGGCACUACUACACGGGCACGCAGGGGCUCAUCUUCGUGGUGGACUGCGCCGACCGCGACCGCAUCGACGAGGCGCGGCAGGAGCUGCACCGCAUCAUCAACGACCGGGAGAUGCGGGACGCCAUCAUCCUCAUCUUCGCCAACAAGCAGGACCUGCCCGACGCCAUGAAACCCCACGAGAUCCAGGAGAAACUGGGCCUGACCCGGAUCAGGGAUAGGAAUUGGUAUGUGCAGCCCUCCUGUGCCACGACGGGGGAUGGACUCUACGAAGGGCUGACGUGGUUAACGUCCAAUUAUAAAUCCUAAUGGGAGAGGAACUAUUUAGUCUACAAAGAAUUAAAGAAACAAAACAAAAAAAAAAUUAAACAAAAAAAAAUUAAAAGAAACAAAAAAAAUAAAUAAAUAACCCACGUGGCUUUCCAGAAGAAUGAUUCUCUACUGAAAAGUGAAAACAAAACCGCAUCCAUAGGAUUAUGAUCACCUUUCUCCAGUUGCCACCCUUUCCUCCUGCACCCUUGGCUGGAUUCCUGUUCUAACUCCUCCUGCUUGGCGUUAGGAUGCUCUAACCUCCGAAUGUGACACGAACACAGGCACUAGAUGCUAUGGCAGACUUCCAGCAAACAGGGGAAGGACACAUUAUAGACUUGCUAAGUAACUUUUUUUUUGGUUUUUUUUUUUUUCCUUUUUCCUCUCAAUAGCCCUUUGCUGGUUUGAUUAUUUUGGGGGAUGUUGGGGGAGGGGGUCCAUUUUCAGUGUAUGCUUUCUGGGUCUACUUUUUUGAUUAUAUAUAUAUUUUUUUUUCUCUCUCUUCUCUCACUUUGCUGUAGAUUGCUACUUUUUUGCAUUCCUGCAGGAUAUGUUGCUAGGUCGACUUCAUCUAGUAAACUGAAAAUUGUUGCUUAAAAUCAAACCG
Ficedula albicollis (Collared flycatcher) is the source of this 1160-nucleotide messenger RNA. It is a transcript of the gene ARF6, whose product is annotated as ADP ribosylation factor 6. Gene Ontology annotation, cellular component: cytoplasm. The record is from RefSeq and is a predicted model, not a curated record. Gene Ontology annotation, biological process: vesicle-mediated transport; intracellular protein transport. Lineage: Eukaryota; Metazoa; Chordata; Aves; Passeriformes; Muscicapidae. The transcript has a single exon. Bases 26 to 553 code for a protein of 175 amino acids. Gene Ontology annotation, molecular function: GTP binding; GTPase activity.